Messenger RNA from Pongo pygmaeus (Bornean orangutan), 2700 nucleotides. It is a transcript of the gene NOCT, whose product is annotated as nocturnin. Gene Ontology annotation, molecular function: poly(A)-specific ribonuclease activity. The record is from RefSeq and is a predicted model, not a curated record. The transcript has 3 exons. Gene Ontology annotation, biological process: circadian rhythm. The coding region runs from base 941 to 2236 and encodes 431 amino acids. NCBI's taxonomy places the organism in Eukaryota, Metazoa, Chordata, Mammalia, Primates, Hominidae.
UAACUCACCACCACCCCCUCCAAAGUUUCACGUGGGUAAAUUCUAGAUCUCCACGUCAUAGGCCAACUCAAAUGCCAAUCCUUCUAAUGAACCUUCUAGAGAGUCCGGGCCUGUUGUCAUCUCUAUCGCCAAUCUUUGGCAUCUUGUGGCAAUAAUCUCAUUCUACCUUGUAGAGCUUUCUGGUCUGACUGCCCUUGCCACCUUCUGCUCCCUUUGCCUAAGUAUAACACUUUUGAGGAAAGGGACGCUGUUUUAAUCAUCGUCGCAUCGCACACAGGCGGUGCUUUAUUGUGCUUAAUAUCGUUUAACGCAUCACACCCCGCCGAGGGAGUCGGAGGCGGACGCCUUUUGCUGUAUCCACACAGACCCGCGCAGGCACACACGGAGGCCGUCUGCCACUCUGACAGACACGUGUCCCCUGGGCCACAGCCCUGGAACUGUCUCGGGAUUCCCAGCCUGUGGGCGCUUCCAUGCUGGCCAGUGGAAGGGGACGCUUUUUUCUUCAGAACAGCUUCAACGGAUACUUCUUACUUUAGACCGCCUACGGUUCUACCCUAUAAAUCAGCCUAAGCCCGGCUUCCUUUUAAAACAGGAUUACGCCGGGUCGAGGGAGCCUGGCGUGGCCGCGCAGUGGCCGGGUCCCGCGGAUCCCCCUCCAGCUCCCGCUUGGUAGCGCCCGCUUUGUCAGCGCGCAGCGCUCGCCCGCCGCCCUGCAGGUCUCGCCAGGUCUCACAGCAGACGGUGCCGACGCAGCGCUCUUGCGCUUCGCUCCCCGGCUCUGCUGCCCGGGAUUUCCCCAGGACCUGCGCCGCGCGAGAAGGAGCCUGGGAGCACCCGCCCAGACUGCCCGGACAGUCGGCUCGACUCGCUGCCCUCGGUCCCAGCCGGGCUCCGCUCCUCGGGCGCUCGAGGGGCCGCGGUGGUGGCGGCGGCGCCCGGCAUGUUUCAUAGUCCGCGGCGGCUCUGCUCGGCCCUGCUGCAGAGGGACGCGCCCGGCCUGCGCCGCCCGCCCGCCCCAGGGCUGCGCCGCCCGUUGUCCCCGCCGGCGGCUGUUCCCAGGCCCGCAUCCCCCCGGCUGCUCGCGGCGGCCUCGGCGGCCUCGGGCGCCGCGAGGUCGUGUUCCCGAACAGCGUGUUCCAUGGGAACCGGUACAAGCAGACUCUAUAGUGCUCUCGCCAAGACACUGAACAGCAGCGCUGCCUCCCAGCACCCAGAGUAUUUGGUGUCACCUGACCCAGAACAUCUGGAGCCCAUUGAUCCUAAAGAGCUUCUUGAGGAAUGCAGGGCCGUCCUGCACACCCGACCUCCCCGGUUCCAGAGGGAUUUUGUGGAUCUGAGGACAGAUUGCCCUAGUACCCACCCACCUAUCAGGGUUAUGCAGUGGAACAUCCUCGCCCAAGCUCUUGGAGAAGGCAAAGACAACUUUGUACAAUGCCCUGUUGAAGCACUCAAAUGGGAAGAAAGGAAAUGUCUCAUCCUAGAAGAAAUCCUGGCCUACCAGCCUGAUAUAUUGUGCCUCCAAGAGGUGGACCACUAUUUUGACACCUUCCAGCCACUCCUCAGUAGACUGGGCUAUCAAGGCACAUUUUUCCCCAAACCCUGGUCACCUUGUCUAGAUGUAGAACACAACAAUGGACCAGAUGGUUGUGCCUUAUUUUUUCUUCAAAACCGAUUCAAGCUAGUCAACAGUGCCAAUAUUAGGCUGACAGCCAUGACAUUGAAAACCAACCAGGUGGCCAUUGCACAGACCCUGGAGUGCAAGGAGUCAGGCCGACAGUUCUGCAUCGCUGUCACCCAUCUAAAAGCACGCACUGGCUGGGAGCGGUUUCGAUCAGCUCAAGGCUGUGACCUCCUUCAGAACCUGCAAAACAUCACCCAAGGAGCCAAGAUUCCCCUUAUUGUGUGUGGGGACUUCAAUGCAGAGCCAACAGAAGAGGUCUACAAACACUUUGCUUCCUCCAGCCUCAACCUGAACAGCGCCUACAAGCUGCUGAGUGCUGAUGGGCAGUCAGAACCCCCAUAUACUACCUGGAAGAUCCGGACCUCAGGGGAGUGCAGGCACACCCUGGAUUACAUCUGGUAUUCUAAACAUGCUCUAAAUGUAAGGUCAGCUCUCGAUCUGCUCACUGAAGAACAGAUUGGACCCAACAGGUUACCUUCCUUCAAUUAUCCUUCAGACCACCUGUCUCUAGUGUGUGACUUCAGCUUUACUGAGGAACCUGAUGGACUUUCAUAAAUACUUGCUUUUGUCUUUUUAAUCACAAGAGCCUUUUUUUUUUUUUUUUUUUUUUUAAAGACAGUCUCGCUCUGUCGCCCAGGCUGGAGUACAGUAGCCUGAUCUCGGCUCACUGCAAGCUCCGCCUCCCGGGUUCAUGCCAUUCUCCUGCCUCAGCCUCCAGAGCAGCUGGGACUACAGGCGCCCGCCACCACGCCCGGCUAAUUUUUUGUAUUUUUAGUAGAGACAGGGUUUCACCCUGUUAGCCAGGAUGGUCUUGAUCUCCUGACCUUGGAUCACAAGUCUUAACAGGGAAUGUUUUCAGGAAACAAAUAGGAUAAGACAAUGCCAGACGAAGGACAGAAACAUGGGAAGUUUCUAUCAUUUCAUUUUCUUCGUUUCCAGCAUGCCCUUGGAAAAGACUCCCUUUAGUUCACAGAUCUUUUCAAUUAAAACCUAUAGCAAAAAAGGCGUUUGCACUCCAA